AUUCAAUACUAUUUAUAAAGGCUUUAAAAGACUAGAUUCCAAAGCGGAAAGCAUAAAGAAUUUGUAAACAGUUGUUCAAUCUGUGCUGUCAGCUGCUUGUUGAAUGUCAAUUUCUUCAUCUAAAAAGUUUGAUUAAAAAGUUGAUUUAGCAACACGUGAAUUUUUUUUUCUAGUUUCAUUAUUAAUUGAAUUUUGAAUAAAAAGAUUAAUGGCUGACGAAGCGGUAUUUGAUAAGAAAAAGGCGCAUCGGGCCAAACUCUCUGGCAGAAAAGCUGAGAAAAAGAAAAAGAAAAACCAAGUAGAUCAAUCUAACCUAAGCGCGCGGCAAAGAAACCCCAAAGCGUUUGCAAUACAAUCAGCUGUUAGAGCCGAAAGGCAGUUUAGGAGACGAGAAGAUGUUAUUGCAAAGAAGCAACACAUCCCACAAGUGGACAAAACUCCUUUGGACCCUCCCCCAAUUGUUGUUGCGAUUGUAGGCCCCCCUAGGGUCGGAAAAACCACUCUUAUUAAUAACCUUAUCAAAAGUUUCAUCAAAACGAACGUAACAAGCACCAAUGGACCGAUAACAAUAGUGACUUCUAAGAAACGCCGUAUCACUUUAAUCGAAUGUAAUAACGACAUAAACUCGAUGAUAGAUAUAGCAAAGUGCGCUGACCUAGUGUUGUUACUCUGCGAUGCAAGCUUCGGCUUUGAAAUGGAGAUUUUUGAAUUUUUAAACAUCUGCCAAGUUCAUGGUAUGCCUAAAAUUAUGGGAGUUUUAACACAUUUAGAUAUGAUAAAGAAUGCAAAAAAGUUGAAGAUGACCAAGAAAACUUUAAAACAUCGUUUCUGGACGGAGGUUUAUUCUGGUGCCAAACUCUUUUACCUUUCUGGUAUAAUUCACGGGGAGUAUUUAAGAAAUGAAAUAAAGAAUCUGUCAAGAUUCAUCUCAGUGAUGAAAUUCAGGCCGUUGAGUUGGCGUAUGACACACGCUUACAUGCUAGCUGAUCGGUUGGAGGACAUCACCAACCAGGAAAAUAUAAGAAAGGAUCCUAAGACAAGCAGGGAUGUAGUGUUGUAUGGAUAUGUCAGAGGGGUACCUUUGAUGAAAGAUUCUGUAGUACAUAUUGCAGGUGUUGGUGACAUGAAAAUUAGUGACUUAUCAUAUCUUCCAGACCCUUGUCCACUACCAAGCAGUGAAAAGAAAAGGCAUUUAAUGGAGAGAGAAAGGCAGAUAUAUGCCCCUUUCUCAGGUGUUGGAGGUAUUGUUUAUGAUAAAGAUGCUGUUUAUAUUGAGCUUAAGGGAUCUCAUUCUCACAAAGUUGAAGAUGAAGAGACAAAUGAGAAGAAAGCUUUGCUGAAAAAUGUGGUUGAAACCAAGGAAACGCUUGAUGAACAAAUGCAAGAAACUGGGUUCAAACUAUUUAGUGGUGGUGCUGUUAUUUACCCAGAUAUGUUAAAGAACGAUGAGUACUUACAGCACAGUGCAAAUAGUGAAAGAACCAAAAGUUCCGAUGAAUCAAACUCUGAAGCUGAAAGUGAUUCUGACAAUGAUAGUGGUAUAGACCAAAGUGAAAAGGAUUCAGAUGCAAAAUUACCAUGGACUAAUAAUUCUGAGUCUGAAGAAGAGAAUGAUGAUAUGGAUACAGAAGAUAAAUUUACAAAGAAUAAAUCUAAAACAGAUGCUGAUCAUAGUUCAAGUUCAGAUGAUGAUGAAGAAGAUUUUAACAUAAAAUGGAAAGAAAAGUUAACUGAAAAGGCAACUAUGGCAUACUUUGAACGCCAGCGAACUACUAAAAAUAUAAUGAAAUUGGUUUAUAAUGAAUUUGAAAUAGGAAAUAAAACCAAGGAACAAGAGGAAAGUGGUGGUGAGAGUGACGCGGAAGAGAUUGGUGGAAUCUUUAAAAAGGUUACAAUCACUCAGAAGAAAAAACAUAAGGAAAAAGAACAAUUAGAUCUUGAUGAAUGUUCUUUUUUCUAUUCCUUAGAUAAACCCAAGUUGAGAGAUUGGCUCAAUGAAGCAAAUAAACAAUUGAUUAUAAAUAGUUUUGUUACUGGCAAGAGAUCUGCUGAUGAGGAUGCUGCGGAGCUUCUUAAGUUGGAUGAUGCGAGUGACGGUGAUGAUGAAAUGUAUGGUGACUUUGAAGAUUUAGAAACAGGUGAAAAACAUGCUAGUGACCAAAAAACAGACGAAAAUAAAGAGGAAGUAGGUUCUAAACGAAAACCUGAGUCAACAAAAUCAGAAAUUCUAAACAAGAAAUUAAGAUUGAAAGCGAAAUUUGAUGCAGAAUAUGAUAACCCAGAUGAUCAUAGAAUUAAAGGUGACCAUUCUUAUUACGAAAAUUUGAAAGCAGAGGCUUUGAAACAGUCUGAAUUGAAUAAAUCUGUAUUUGAAAGCUUAGAUGAGGGUUUAAGAAUUGAAGUUGAAGGAUUUAGACCAGGCUUGUAUGUCCGUAUGCUAUUUAAAAAUAUGCCUUCAGAAUUCGUGACGAAUUUUGACUCGAGUUAUCCUUUGCUGAUAGGUGCACUGAAUAUGGCUGAGCAGAAUAUAGGCUUUGUUUCAUGUAAAGUUAAAAAACAUAGGUGGUACAAAAAGAUAUUAAAGACAAAUGAUCCAUUGAUAAUAUCACUGGGUUGGCGACGUUUCCAAACAUUACCGAUCUAUUCAAAAAUAGAAGAUGAUCUUAAAUGUAGGUAUUUAAAAUAUACUCCUCAGCAUGUCACAUGUAACAUGCACUUUUACGGGCCGAUAACACCUCAAAACACAGGUUUCUUAGCGCUACAGACUGUCAAUAAUAACUCAAAUGAAAUCAAGAAAUUAGGUUUCAGAGUUGCAGCAACAGGUAGUGUAAAUGAAAUCAAUAAAUCUACACAAAUAAUGAAAAAGUUGAAACUAGUUGGUACUCCAUUAAAGAUUUAUAAGAAAACUGCUUUUAUCAAAGACAUGUUUACCAGUACUUUGGAGGUAGCUAAAUUUGAAGGUGCUAGAGUGAAAACUGUAUCAGGUAUAAGAGGACAGAUUAAGAAAGCUUUAAACAAGCCUGAAGGUGCAUUCAGGGCGACAUUUGAAGAUAAGAUUUUAAUGAGUGAUAUAGUUUUUUGUCGAACAUGGUUUAAGGUUGACGUAACUAGAUUUUAUGCACCAGUUGUUAACCUCUUACUUCCAAUAGGAAACAAAAACGCUUGGGAAGGAAUGAAGACCAAAGGUCAAUUGAAACGAGAACGGAAUAUUAUUCAUGACGCCAACUUAGAUUCAAUGUACACAGAUAUUGUAAGACAACCUAAAGUAUUUAAGCCAUUAGUAAUCCCUAAAGAGUUACAAAAAGGUUUGCCUUACAAAUUGAAACCCAAAGCGAAAACAACAACACUAACAAAGAAUAGAAAACCGACAAUAUUAACAAACAGAAUAGCAGUUGUUAAAAGUCCGCAUGAACAAAACGUUUCGAAUGUUAUGAAAAUGUUAAAAACUAAUUUCGAAAAGAAAAUGGAGGUGCAGAAGGGAAUGACGUCUGAGAGGAUUAAGAAGCAUAAAAAGCAGCAGGAAGCUGAAGAGUGGCAGAAAAUAAAGAGACAGAAAGAAUUAAAGAAGAAAAUUUGUAGGCAUCUAAGUAAAAUGUCGAAUAAGAAACAAAAGCAAAUGUAAUGGUACUGUCUCUGGGAAAUAAAGAAUUGAUAGUU
This is a messenger RNA of Pararge aegeria (speckled wood butterfly), 3657 nucleotides long. RefSeq names its product ribosome biogenesis protein BMS1 homolog. The coding region runs from base 209 to 3622 and encodes 1137 amino acids. Gene Ontology annotation, biological process: maturation of SSU-rRNA from tricistronic rRNA transcript (SSU-rRNA, 5.8S rRNA, LSU-rRNA); endonucleolytic cleavage of tricistronic rRNA transcript (SSU-rRNA, 5.8S rRNA, LSU-rRNA); ribosome biogenesis. Gene Ontology annotation, cellular component: nucleus; 90S preribosome. NCBI's taxonomy places the organism in Eukaryota, Metazoa, Arthropoda, Insecta, Lepidoptera, Nymphalidae. The record is from RefSeq and is a predicted model, not a curated record. Gene Ontology annotation, molecular function: GTPase activity; U3 snoRNA binding; GTP binding. The transcript has 2 exons.